Molecule: messenger RNA, 732 nt
Organism: Dibothriocephalus latus
Lineage: Eukaryota; Metazoa; Platyhelminthes; Cestoda; Diphyllobothriidea; Diphyllobothriidae
Source: the annotation of a GenBank genome assembly
AUGCUCUCUAUUUCGAUUCUUUUCUCCAUUAGUAUCUGCACAUUCAGACCGACAAGCCCGUCACCGUUUCAGGAAGAAGAGCUGCGGUCCGCUGCAGCCGUCUGCGACAGCACUCUCUCCAGUAAAAUUGCAGAGUUUUACGUGGAGAAAACACGUUUCCUGGAGGAGUUUGACAAUAAAAACAUAUCCGGUGAGGUCUUCACGCUGGCCAGAAGUAUGUGCUUCCUGCUAGGUGACAUGACUGAAUAUACUCUGGGCACUGGAGUCAUCCGCACGGAAGUCGAACUCAUUCAGACAGCACGGGAGAUAUCACAACUUGGAAGUCGUUUGAAGUACCUAUGCAACAGCAUUGUUGAUCAGUGUCCCGACUCCAUUCACAAACGGGACCUGCUGAUGUACAUGAACAGGAUUGCACUCUACUCACACCAGUUAAACAUCUUAAGUCGCGUGAAGGCAGACGUAAGAAACCUGUCCGGCGAACUAGGCUUGGAUAAUGCGCUGUCCUUGGUGGUGUCCGCAAAAAACCUCAUGUCCGCCGUUAGUGCCGCCGUCAAGGAGAGCUACAUAGCAACAAAACUGCCCGGCACAGCGCAGACCCCAGAUCUCUGCUGGCAACUGCCAAUUCCUCAUCAAAGACCCCUGCUCGAGGUCUCAACCGGAGGCCUCCAAAGUCCCGUGGACUCACCUCGGCAGACUUUUAACCAGUUCCAACGAGUGGAUCAUGUCACCUAA